Messenger RNA from Sphaerodactylus townsendi, 4836 nucleotides. RefSeq names its product PHD finger protein 20 like 1 (gene PHF20L1). The record is from RefSeq and is a predicted model, not a curated record. Gene Ontology annotation, biological process: regulation of transcription by RNA polymerase II. The transcript has 19 exons. The coding region runs from base 85 to 2982 and encodes 965 amino acids. Gene Ontology annotation, cellular component: NSL complex. NCBI's taxonomy places the organism in Eukaryota, Metazoa, Chordata, Lepidosauria, Squamata, Sphaerodactylidae.
GGGGCGCGAGGGGCGGGGCGGGAGGCGACGGCGAUGGGGCGCUCGGAGGAGAGCUAACGGAAGUAGGGAAUAGAACUCGUCAAAAUGAGCAGGAAGCCCCCGAAUCGCCCUGGGAUCACAUUUGAGAUCGGUGCUCGUUUGGAAGCAUUGGAUUACCUCCAGAAAUGGUAUCCCUCGCGCAUUGAGAAGAUCGACUAUGAAGAGGGGAAGAUGCUCGUCCACUUCGAACGCUGGAGCCACCGCUACGACGAGUGGAUUUACUGGGACAGCAAUCGUCUGAGACCCCUCGAGAGGCCUUCGCUGAGGAAAGAGGCCAUCAAAGACGAGGACGAAUUUGUUGAUUUCAAACCUGGGGAAGAAGUUCUAGCUCGGUGGACAGAUUGUCGAUACUACCCUGCAAAGAUUGAAGCCAUUAACAAAGAAGGAACUUUCACUGUUCAGUUUUACGACGGAGUGAUUCGGUGUCUGAAAAGGAUGCACGUCAAAUCUAUGCCAGAAGAUGCCAAAGGGCAGGCGCGCGAGUGGGAGCAGAUAGAGCCGGAGCUGAGAUUAGUGACGGAUAACGAGCGGCAUGAAGUGAGUUUUGAGCGAUGUGAAGGAGAGGGAGGGCUGUUGGCAUGCAGGAGGCAAAGCAGAGGAGAGACCGUAGAAAUCCCGUCGGGGUCAGGAACGUCAGAAGAGGACUGGAUAGCUUUGGUUAAAGCGGCAGCGGUGGCGGCAGCCAAAAACAAAGCUGGAGCGAAGCCGCGGACCAGCGCAAACAGCAAUAAAGACAAAGAGGAAAGGAAAUGGUUCAAAGUCCAUUCGAAGAAGGAGGAGUCGUCGUCGACCUCGACGAUCGUCCAGGAAGUUCAGAAGAAGGAAGAGCAGCCUACAUCCAGUGAGACUUUUGGAUUCCCGCUAGUGGACGUCCCAAAGAUUGCCUUUGUGCAGGCCGAGAACGCGUUGGCACACAAGAGGAAAAAUAACCUCGGCAACUCGUUUCAGGCAAAGAGGGCGCGUCUCAAUAAGAUCACCGGCUUGCUGGCAUCCAAAGCUGUCGGCGCUGACGGUGCUGAAAAAAAGGAAGGCAGCAAAGAAGCAGCUCCAGUCUUGGAGCAGGAGAUAUCACCUAAGCCUCAAAGUCAGAAAAAAAAUGAAGCUGGUAUUAGCAGUUCUGCCAACAUUCAGAAACCCGCACUGUUGCCCUCAACAUGGUCUACAGGGAAGGCUCGCAGCAAGAAAUGCAAACAAGAGUCUGGAGAUUCAGCAGGGUGUAUAAAGCCCCCUAAGUCACCAAUUUCCCCAGACUUAAUACACGUGGAAGAUUUCACCCUGGCUUCCCAGCUUCCUCCUUCCGUGAUAAAUAAAACUAUUGCCAGUGUGGCUAAUGUCUCACUUGAGAAGCGUGGACUGUGCCUCCCUCUUGACUUGAGCCGCAACUUGGAUGUUCCGAUAUUGGUAGCCGCGGAGUCGGCUUUCUGUAAUGAACACCCCAGUAAAGAGAAGGAAGACAAUCAGAUGGUGUUGUGUCACCCUUCCAGAGCUGGAACUGACGGCAGAAUAGCUCCUGUGGCAUCAGGUAAAAAGAAGGAGAAGGAGAAAGAAAGGAAAGAGAAGAAGGAAAAGGAUCACAAGUUGAAGCAGAAGAAGAAGAAGAAGAAAAAGAAGAAAUCCAAACUGCUCGACUAUUCCGAUUUUGAAGACAGCUCUCUCGAGUACCUGGACAGAUGCUCCUCUCCACUCACCAGGUCCUCCGGGAGCUCUUUAACCCUGCGAAGCACAGCGAUGGAGAAGAAUACAUCCUACCAGUACCCGAGGGCUAUUCUGUCUGUCGACCUUAGUGGUGAAAACCUCUCCGACAUGGAGUUCUUGGACGACUCUUCUACCGAGAGUUUGCUGCUGAGCGGGGACGAGUACAACCAGGACUUCGAUUCCACCAAUUUUGAAGAAUCUCAGGAUGAAGAGGACACCCUCAACGAAAUUGUCCGGUGCGUCUGUGAAAUGGAUGAAGAAAACGGCUUCAUGAUUCAGUGUGAAGAGUGCUUAUGUUGGCAGCACAGUGUAUGUAUGGGGUUGCUGGAAGACAGCAUUCCAGAGCAGUACGUCUGUUACGUUUGCAGGGACCCGCCUGGUCAGAGAUGGAGUGCCAAGUAUUUCUACGAUAAAGACUGGUUGAACAAUGGCCACCUGUGCGGCCUUUCAUUUUUGAAAGAGAACUAUUCUCACUUAAACGCCAAAAAGAUAGUGUCAACACACCACCUCCUGGCCGAUGUCUACGGUGUUACAGAAAUUCUUCGAGGAUUGCAGCUGAAGAUUGGGAUUCUCACGAAUAAACAUCACCCCGACCUUCAUCUGUGGGCGUGCACGGGUGUGCGAAAAGAGCAAGACCAAAAAACUGUCGGGACGGAAAGAAGAGUAUCGGCCGUGCCAGAUACCCUUCCUGAAAGGACAGGUCGUGGUCAAAACCAUAAGGAGCCCCCUAGUUUGCCCCCCAGAAUGGAGGAGACGUACAUCACGAGCGAGCACAGUUACCAGAAACCGCAGAGUUUUGUCCAGGACUGCAAAUUGAUGAACAAUCCCAUCAGCUCAGACGACGACGACACCAGCAGCUUUGAGGACGAUCAGGAGCUUCUCCUGGAGGAUAGAAACUGUUUACAAUAUGCGUCGAAAGAAGAUGGUUUCAGCCAUCAGAGGCACAUGGCCGAAGGGAACACUGUGUUCAUAUUUAACGAGAAAAGAGGAGCAGAAGAACACGUGGACGCUCGUCUUCAGUGGCAGCUGAAUCUCCUCACCCAUAUAGAGAACGUGCAGAAUGAAGUCACUAACAGGAUGGACCUGAUCGAAAAGGAAGUAGACGUCCUGGAAAGCUGGCUGGACUUCACCGGAGAAUUGGAGCCGCCGGAUCCCCUGGCCCGAUUGCCCCAGCUCAAACGGCGGAUCAAGCAGCUGAUAUCCGACAUGGGCAAGGUCCAGCAAAUAGCGACCCUGUGCUCCGUAUGACGAAUGGAAAACUGGUGGGAUGUUUUAAAAACAGAAACAAACAAAAUUAUAGGCGCUCACAGGGAAUUUUCUCACAGUCUGCAAAACUGUUAGGAGGAGUGAUUAAAAAGCAAAUACGCCGUUCUUUUUUCUUGGAAGAUCUUGAGACGAGGAAAAUUGCACAUAAAAUCAAGGGUCAAGAUACGAUCUGGGCAAAUGCAGAGAAUCCGUUUCUCAUCUGGAAGCACUUUGGGAGUUGAAACCCCUGUGAAAAAUGUUUAAUGGUUUCACAGGUAAUAGCGGGACUCCUCCCCCCACUCCACGAUGUCACACUGGAAAAGUUUGACCUAUUAAAGCCGGCUACGUUGGAAGACGUCCAUUCACAGAGUUUUAUUCCAGUGCUGAUCAGAGAACAGACAUUCGUAGCCUGCAGCGUCUUGGAAGGAUGGAAAAUCAAAAUACACUUUUUUUUUCUCUUUUUUUGGCCUGGAUAUUAUUCAGGAAGAUGGAGGGGGGAAGUUUGCAACGAGUGAGACUGUUUAUGUGGUGGUCUCUUUAUGAACGUUACUUUCUUUUGAAGCAAAGUUCUCCCUGCCAUAAUCGUAUGCUCCUUUCAGAAGCAAAAGAGGGGAGGGUAAGGGGUCAGAAGUGCCAAAUAAAUGCUUUCAAAACCCACUGAAACAAGAGUGUGAAUUGUUCAGGGGUGUUCUCCUCUCCUCCUUUUACCCUGCCCCAGCCCCUGGCAGAGUUCUCUAGAGUGCCAGCAAAACCAUCUGGUGUCAUAUCUAGUGAAAAAUCCACAUUUGCCAUAAUUGCAGUAUUCCAGGCCGAUAGUACAGUUCUAAAUCCGUUUGUCCCGCCGGCUCCGUUUCGCAUUAGCCAUUUCAACCGCCGUCUUCCUCAGCUGGAAUGAGGAACGACGCGCGUCGGUAAACGAAAAGGGGCUGCUUCCCACGCGCUUGGUUCUUUGCCUGGGAAAAAAAAAUUAAUAAAGAUUUUAAAAACCCGCAACACGUAUGCCAAGAUGGCUUAACGGUGCCUCCGUCUUCGUCCCAGUAAGUCUGGCCCCACGUUAUUCGAAACACCGGAGUGGCCCGCAAGUAGCGUUUGCUACAAAUCAAAAUUGCGUCUGUCAGCUGCCUUUUUAAGGGCCGAUGAGGCGAGGAUCCCGCUACGCGUUGGAGGCGUCGCCUUGCAAGAUGACAAGCAAGCGCUCUGAAACCAAAGCCAACCUACGUGCUGUUUUAAAACCGUUGCUGAGUUAAGAACUUCAGCGCCUUCGCUAUACGUACUGCUCAGCUGCGUCUGUUGCUGCACCCAGUGCUACAAUAUCCAUGUUGGGGGUUAUGUGUGUAUAUAUAUAUAUAUAUGUGCGUGCGUGUGUGUGUGUGUAUGUAUGUAUAUAUAUAAAUAUAGAAUAUAUAUAUGCUCAUAUGCAUAUUGCAUUCUAGAUACAUUUAUAUUGACAUGUCUAGUUUUAUUACCAUAGACUUAAGACCUCGGCGAUGCAAUAUUUAAAACGUCGCCUUUUAACGAACAGUUUCUAUUAAAGAGAAAAUGAAAAUAAUGUAUGUACAGGUUUUGAAAUUUGUCAAAAAAUAUUUUUUUUAAACAAACACUGUUCAAAAGAGCCCUCGCAGCUGAGAAUGGCUCUGCCCUUGAAUUCUCUCUGCCUCCUCGACUGUUUCAGUGCUGGUGAUGUAUAUGAAAUCACCAUGUACGGGAGAGCUGGUCCGUAAGCGGCAAACUUGAAGCUACCCCUGGGGUAAAAGAGUGCAAGCCCGCUGUACAUUACAGAGGUAUUUAAAUUUGCAGAUACACUGUUCUAUAUGUAAGGUACUGUAUGUAAAGCUGUUUAUUAAACUAUUCGGCAUA